CUUCAAGUGAGCCGCAUAUAAUCAGCUUUUGAAUAAAAUACUUAAGUUACGAAUAAAAUUAUGGAUUUUAGUGAGAUUACCGAGCAUUCAUGUGAACCAGGCACUUCAAAGAACGACGACGGAGUGAUCUCUGUCGAUGUUUCGAGCGAGGUACUCGUAGAUUCGAUCACAGAAGUCCCACCAGACUUAAUCAUGAAUACUGACGGGAAUGUGGAAAAUGGAGAGGACCCAACAAGACUGACCCUGGCAUAUGAAAGACUGUAUGAAAUCCCACGCACUAUAGUUGAACGUUUUUCGGACCAUGUCUGGCAUCUGGACAUCAGCCAUAAUAAAAUCACAAACCUGGACCCUCUGGUGCACUUCAAGCACCUCACAUCACUGAUUGCGGAUGACAACCCAAUCACUGAAAACUGUGUACUGCCACCAUUGCCCAAACUACAGCUGUUAUGGGUCAACUAUUGCAAGAUCGGCUCCCUGUACCCCUGGGUGGCCAAGCUGAAGGAAUCCUGUCCCAACCUGCAGUACCUGUGCCUCAUGGGCAACCCAGCAGCUCCGAGUUAUCUCAACGGCGGGAACUUCUAUGACUAUCUACAGUACAGGCUAUUCGUAAUCUCGCAAUUCCCGUCCCUCAACCAUCUGGAUGACCGAAAAGUCACCGAGGACCAACGAGCAGAGGCCCAGCGCCUCUACAAGAGGCCCUUCUUCGAGAGGAUCGUCAAACCCAGUUCUGGAGGUAUCGCUCAACUUAUACACACACCGGUCAAAUGGAGCAGCUUCCAGAGUAAGAUCACGUCGUUGUGGGGAGGUAAAGAGGAGAGGAACUUGCUGAUUUAAGCCAUUGUUUUGUUAAGGAUCAAACCAAUGCCCAAAGUUUUCCCAAGAGGUUGUCCCUUGAAAGGAUAGUGUGAUUCAGCUCUGGAGUUAUUACACAACUUAUACACACACCGGUCAAAUGGAGUAGCUUCCAGAGUAAGAUUACUUCGGAGGUAAAGAAGAAAAGCCAUUUUUUUAUUACUAAGGACCAAACCAAUGCCCAGUCUAACUAAAAAGGUUGUCCCUUGAAAGGAUCGUCAAACCCAGCUCUGCAGGUAUCGCUCAAGUUAUACAUACACCAGUCAAACCAGUCCAGAGUAAGAUCACAUCGUUGUGGGGAGGUAAAGAGAGGAAUUUGUUUAUUUAAUUCUAUAAGUAUAUCCUGCAACGUCUUGAUGGACUUAAUCAAGGCCCAAAAUCUACUUGAGAGGCUGUCCCUUGAAAGGAUAGUGUAGUCUAGCUCUGAUAUCGCUCAACUUAUACACACACUGGUCAAAUGGAGUAGUUUUCAGAGUGAGAUCAUGUUGGUGGGGGGAUGUAAAGUGUAGAGAAGUUUGUUGAUGUAGGCCAAUUUUAUUCGGGUAAAAUGGCACAGAUUUUCAGAGAAAAAAAUAAUCUGUUAAAGGGAGGAGGGGAAUUUGUUGAUUUAUAUUUUUAUUAGCCAUAUUUUUAUUUAGUUUUUUAAGUAUUUGAGGACCAAACAAAGGCCCAAAGUCAACUCAAGAGGUUGUUCCUUGGAAUGUUUGUGAAGAGGAGCUAUGGGUAGCUUAAAAUAAACUUCAAGAUUGCACUAUGUAUUCCGAGUUGCGACCCUAAAUAAAUAUGUAUUCGACUGCUUAGUUGCUUAUUGAUCUCUAUAUGGAAGUGCCAUGGAACUGAUAUACGCACCACAUCCUUGGCAGGUGUUUAAAUAUUUAAAAUCUAUGAGAAUCCUAUUUAAUAUUUAAAGACUUUAAAUUCCAAUAAGCAAUAACUGCCAUUUGAAUUCAGAAUUGAUCGACAAAUGGUUGUGAUUUCAAUGGUUUCCCUAUUUUAAAGGAACUGCCAAAAUGUACAACUUAGUGUCAUAAUUUAUAUGAACUCUGGACAUGAGUCAUUAGAUAUUCGAUCAAAUUGUAGUGACGCAAAAUAUAUAGAUAUGUACGCUUAUCUUUCGAUUUCGACAGACUAUACCGUAUCAGCAAACAUAACAAUGUUGAUAAAACUGUCAAACUAUGAUAAAAAUCUUGUAUCAUAAUUAUCUAAUCGAAUAAAGGUAUCAGAAAAAGUUGGUACGCUACAAUAACGUAGGCGAAAUACAGUUAAGUCAAUAUUUCGCGUACAAAUUACAACGUACAGUCAAGAUAUACACCGUGUUUUUAUUGAAUUCCGUUAAAUAUAGUUGGUCCAUUA
Molecule: messenger RNA, 2205 nt
Organism: Leguminivora glycinivorella
Lineage: Eukaryota; Metazoa; Arthropoda; Insecta; Lepidoptera; Tortricidae
Product: leucine-rich melanocyte differentiation-associated protein-like
Exons: 6
Coding region: 61-834 (257 amino acids)
Molecular function (GO): protein binding
Source: RefSeq, a predicted model, not a curated record